Messenger RNA from Dendronephthya gigantea, 1450 nucleotides. RefSeq lists its product as uncharacterized. The record is from RefSeq and is a predicted model, not a curated record. The transcript has 3 exons. NCBI's taxonomy places the organism in Eukaryota, Metazoa, Cnidaria, Anthozoa, Malacalcyonacea, Nephtheidae. The coding region runs from base 42 to 1199 and encodes 385 amino acids.
UCACACUGUGGUUGUAUGUUCGCUUUUCAUAUUGCACAAACAUGGAUUACGUAUCCUUGGCAAAAGGUUUAUCUCCUGAUAAACUCGGUUCAGACGACUUAAGCAGAGAGUCUGCAAAACAUUUAUUUGAGGCGCAGGCAAAGAAACUCGAAGCGAGAGAACGAAGGUCGAUCGAAUCUGCAAAAUUAAGAGAAAAGAAGUACGGGAAACCUGUCCUGACGCAGGAUGAGCUUGUUAUUCGUGAAAAUGUCGGGGAUAGAACGGCCACUUUAGGUUCUGAAGAGUUUAUCUACACGAACAAUGCUGAUUGUGGGUUGUUUGCCGCGAUUAUCACAGCCUAUAACAAGCAUUGGACGCUCAGAACAUCGCCGGAUGAUUGGUGGUUUGUCGUAGCUAGACGUAUCGCCAUUGCUAUCGAUAAGAACUCGAAGAAGGAGAGUGUACGUAGGAUGUUUGUCGAGCACGAAGGCAAGAAAACAUUACAAGUGGAUGUUCCUGUGAACAAUAUUUAUGAUGUCGACUAUACUUGGUUCUUUGAUGAAAUGUCAAAGGAAAUCUCGAAGAACAUCAAUGUCCCAAGCUAUGUUGACGUUAUUUCGUCUGAUUUUUCAUCGACAACGCCAGUUCAGAGGGUUGUUUCCCAAAUCACUUUGAUGUCCUCUUUGCAAGAGUUCUUUGAAUUCAAGAUGAUGUUGAUGUGUGGCAUCCCUGGAGUGGAAAUGCUUGGUACUGAAGAAGACUGGCAGAAGCUACUAUCAAAACUGGAUGCUUUAAAGACCCUCUUGGAACCAAUCAUGAAUGAUAUUGGGCUAAGCAUUGAAUGGUGGUCUGUUGUCCAAGAGGUGUUUCAAAAGCUUUUAGCAACAUUUCAAGGUUCCCCAGACUAUGAUUGGUGGUCUCGUAUUGUCACAUAUGAAGGCUUUGGUUCUGGACCAAGUGGUUAUACUGGAUGGAUAACAAGAUUUAUGGAAGGGACAAGUGAACUAAAAGAACUUCAUGAAUUCACUAGUGGACUUGUCACUGUGCCACUGACCAUCGCUUAUCCUUCUGGUGUUGAGGAUACAGCAGCAUUGGUUGCAGGGUGUCUGGGUUUCACCAUACAUGAAAACAGUGGGAAAAAAGCACCAUCAAUUCAACCAUUUCAGGGUUGGUCACUUUUGCUGCCAAAAAACUCACCAUUCCGUGCUGAUAGACAGUGAAUUGGUAGAAUCGCAUGUGGAAAAACUGUUGUCAUUAUCAGAUUGAUUUGUUUGAUCUGAAGUUUGGAUACAUACAUUAAAUUGCAUUAAUUUCAUUCAUGAAGACUAAUUACUUAUGCAUUAAGAAAAUAUGGGUUUACAUAAUGAGGUGGGUAUGGGUUAAGUGGUAUUUUCUUACAUAUUAUGUUAGGAUAUAUAUAUGCUAAGUAGAUGUGGAAGGUGUGUGGUAGAUAUGGCUCUGAAGGUUUUCA